AUGACAGACACCAAAAUUUUAAAAACAUUAAUCAGCAAUAGUAAUGUUAAAAUAGCUCAAGAGUCGGCAAGAGAAUGGGAAUCUGCCAAGGAUACUGAAGAAUUUCCAGCAAUAAAAAAUGUUACCAUUGAUGUUUUGUCCAAGUCUUUUACAAAGUAUCUGACUUACAAGAUUUCUCCAGAAGCUUAUCAACGAUACUCAGUUAGACUUAAUAUUAUUGAGACUUUGAGGGAUUGGAGUCGAAUAAAAUGGGAUUUCAGUGAACUUGCUGUAUUUCAAAACUUGGAGUCGUCAUUUGAAUUUUUGUCUCAUACUUUGCAGAAGUAUUUAUCAGAUCAAAAUAUAAGCAGCUGUGAUGAUGUUGAUAGUCUUGUUCAACUUGCUGAAGUGUUGCACAACUCGGAGCAUAAUAAAAAAUUAUGCCAGAAGUAUUUUACGAAAGUUGUAGAAAGAAUCACAAAUUUAAAUCAAUCGCCAAAAAGUGAGAGGUUUUUGCGGAACUUACUUGAAAAUAGUGACAAUUUCAAAAUAGAAUCGUCUUUGAUAGAAAAACUUUACAUCAAACCUCUAGAAGCUUGUAUCAGUGAUUUUUAUUUGGAUAAAACAAAAGAAGAUAAUUUUAAGAAAAUAGAUUUCAUAUUCGAAAAAGUCAUCGACAGUCCAUCAUUGUUUUAUUUGAUAUCGAAUCAUUUGAAAAAUUUAUUUGUUAAAACAAAAUAUGCAGAAAAAUCUCAAGUUUUUAUUAAAAAAAUGAUGGAGGAAAUAGAACUCUUUUGUAACAAACACAACAAGGAUACUCUGGAUCUUUAUCCAACAAAUUUACAGUUUUGUGUUCUACUUUUAAGAAUUAAACCUUGUUACCAUGAUAACAAAUCAAGAAAUCUUACUGUGCAGGCGUUGAAACAAAUAUUUUUAGAAGACAAUAAUAAUGCAUUGCUCUUAGUGUCACAAUUUCCCGAAUGGUUGCCAGAUUAUUUAAAAUUCUUUGAUAUUCUUGAGGAAUUAUCUCAAAAACCCGAUACCCAGGGGGUUAGUGAAAAUUUAGAUUGAGCAGAUAGCUACAAUGUAUUGUUAAUCAUGUUUAUUUCAUCUAUGAAAUCAAUUUAUAUGCAAUGAUAAAUUAUUUAUACAUUUUUCUAAAGAGAUUUAUAUUUUAUGUUUGCUAUACACCAUAUUGUAUUGAGUUGGAAUUCUGAGAAAUAAAGUAAGCCACAAAAUAUUGGUUAACGAAAAAAUCGGUCAAAUUCAUGUGUAUAUUCAAGAGUUUAAUAAUAUAAUGAUGGGAAUAAUGUUCAUUUACUUGAUUUAACAAAAAAUACACCGCUGGAUAUCAAUGUAAACAGUAGAUGAUCGAUUUCGAUCGGAUACUAAUGAAAAAUAGCGCUCUUUAACGGGACUCGAAUUGGCACAUUGAUCACCGGAAAUUUCCGUUUUCUGGAGUCAAAAAUAGACUCAUCUUGCGUGCUGAUUCAUAUCUUCGAGGUGGAGAGGAUUAGGACAAGGUGCUGCUGUUUUUGAUUUGCACCCGAACGAUGAAAAACAAUGUUGCUCUUCACUUUUCUUUGUCCUCCUUGUAAUAGAGCCCGUUGUAAAUCUUGAAGAGAAUUUCCUAUGUAUAGUAUACAUGUAUAGUCGCUUAUGAUUUAACUAUUAUAUAAAAUUUUAAAAAAAA
Messenger RNA from Copidosoma floridanum, 1672 nucleotides. RefSeq lists its product as uncharacterized. The record is from RefSeq and is a predicted model, not a curated record. Lineage: Eukaryota; Metazoa; Arthropoda; Insecta; Hymenoptera; Encyrtidae.